This is a messenger RNA of Ilyonectria robusta, 399 nucleotides long. Its product is annotated as killer toxin. Gene Ontology annotation, cellular component: extracellular region. The transcript has a single exon. The record is from RefSeq and is a predicted model, not a curated record. The coding region runs from base 1 to 399 and encodes 132 amino acids. NCBI's taxonomy places the organism in Eukaryota, Fungi, Ascomycota, Sordariomycetes, Hypocreales, Nectriaceae.
AUGCAUGUUACCAGUCUUCUUUCAGUGGCUGCUUUGGCCCUUGGCAUCUCGGCCGAGGGCAUUAACUGCCACGGCAGCAGCAACUGCGCCAAUGUCGGAUUCAAAUUGACCGAUCUCCUCGGGUACGCGCAGGGCCUUAACAACGAUCGAUGGUACCAAAACGGACAACACAUUGCUUGCUGGAAAAGCUUGAGUGGAUCGGGAUUCUGUGCAUUCCUCCAGAACACUGGUGGCCUCCCUGGCAGAGAGAUCAAGAGAUUGCUUCAGGAGCUGGUUAACCAUGGAUGCGCCAAAUGCGGCAGCGUUCCCGCCUUUUAUCCUAGUGAUAACGAUAUCAGUCAUCACGGAAUGCUUACCGUUAACUUCGUCUCCAAGACGAAUUGCAAUGGUAUCUGUUAA